Plasmodium inui San Antonio 1 is the source of this 270-nucleotide messenger RNA. RefSeq lists its product as hypothetical. Lineage: Eukaryota; Apicomplexa; Aconoidasida; Haemosporida; Plasmodiidae. Bases 1 to 270 code for a protein of 89 amino acids. The record is from RefSeq and is a predicted model, not a curated record. The transcript is spliced from 3 exons.
AUGGGAAAGAGCUGCAACACAUUUGAUCUUUUCAUGCAUCAGUACAUCGUCAAAUACAAGAACAGCAAAGUUUGCUACCUCUGCAAGAACAAAGUAACCGCCAACCACAUCGAAAAAAUGGAAGACGUCUGCCCCCAAAUGUGGAGGCACUUUCACGGCCUCACCAUGCAGCCCCAGUGCCCCUUGCAGAGUUUUGGUCAGGUACUACGUGUAAAAGACCUCAGAUUUGAAGAGCUAGAAAAGUACAGGGAUGCCCUGCAGCGGAAGUAG